AUGGCCAAAAGAAUAGCCGAUGCGCAAAUUACGCGAGAAAACUUCCGGGAAGAUUCCGACGGUGAAGAGAACGGGAAUAGCACAGUCAAUUUCAAGAAGGCAUCGGAAGAUGUGAUGCGCAAGAGAAAGAUCGCACAGCCCAGAAAAAAGCAUAUGUCGUUUCAAAGCAAUUAUAAUGAGUCUUCGAUGGCCAAUGCGUUUUCGCUUGGCAAGAAAACUGCAGAAACCAAAGAACAGGGCGCACCUUCGUCGGUCUCAAGUGGUGAAUCCGUACCAAACUUCAACACGAAGUUGAAUGCGCUCAACCUGCAAUUCAGAGACAAAGUAAACGAGUUUAUUACAAGUAAUCCGGUGGUGGAUCUGUCAUCUGUGCUGGAUAAAUACAAGGCGUAUUUGGAUAAAAUUCAUGACGACAACGUAAAAACGUUUGCUUCUGCACCAAAGGAAAAAGUGCCAAAAAACCAAGAACCUGUAGCCAGCAGCACCGCGGGUGCUAAAAAUGACAAGGGACCCACCUUCACGCUCACCGAACAGCCCAAGACAAGUUCUCCUGUCUUCACGUUUGGUCAACAAAAGAAGAGACAAGCUGCCUUGAGCGAUAGCGAAGAUGAGGUCGAGAUAAAGGGACCCUCUUUCACUUUUACUGGAAAUGAUCCAAAGGCCAAAAGUCCCUUUACUUUCAAGCCUGCAAGUGAAAAAUCACCCGCAUUCGGAUCGAGACCUUCUCAAGCGGAAUCGAAAUCGGUCUCGGAAACUAAGCCCGAAGUUGUUGGUCAAGAGAAGGAGCCUGCAUUCAAUUUUGUCUCUAAUUCGCUCAAGUUCGGCCAGACUCCCGCGAAUGCGAAUGCGAAUGCGAGUGUGGAUGUGAAUGCAGCUCAGCAGGCAAAUACAGCACCCUCUUCCAGCUUUUCCUUUGCUUUUGGAAAGCCAGCCGAAUCUGCUGCCAAACCUUCCUUUUCAUUCGGAACCGCUACUUCAGCGCCAACUGAGACAAAAUCUAUGGGCGACGCGACGAGCACCUCUGGUAUUAAAACAUUCAACGAUGACCAGAGCAAGGCUCAGAUUACCACUGAUUUUAAAGCAAGCUCAGGAUCUCAAAAGGAGCCUCAAAUCAAUGAUGAAGCGGGGGCUAGAGCACCUACGUCUCUCUUCGGCGUGUCCACACCAUCGGCUUCAAGCUCGGAAAAGAAGCCGGCAUUUUCCUUUGGUUCAACAACCUCCACAUUCGGUAAAGAUAAUUCCAGAACGUCUGCUCCAGCAGCGACCCCAUCUUUCACAUUUGGCAAGUCUUCUGAAACUUCCUCGUCCAAUAAAGAGGCCAAGCCUGACACAGCUAGUGUUGUCCCAAAACCCUCUUUCAGUUUUGGAAAAUCCACUUCAACUAAUGAUUCGAAUGGCACCACAUCGAGCAAGGGUUUCACAGUUGGUGUUACCUCGCGAGAAUCAAACCAAAAGGCGGGAAGUAUAGCUUCAGCGGGUGCCGCCAAGCCUGCCUUCACUUUUGGAACAACUUCUCAAGAGUCUUUGCCGUCUAAACCUGCCUUUUCUUUCGGAAACUCAAGCGCCCCAUCUGUGCCAAGCUUCAAUUUCGGAACUAAAAAUGACACGAGCGAGACAUCUACAGGCAACUUUAAGUUCUCUUUACCAUUUUCACCUGAGAAAGCUGCCCAGAAAAAGCCAGAUGCCGAGGAGCCUAAACAGGAAGAACAAGUCCGGGGCAGCCCAGAGUCAGAAGAUGAGAACGAGUCUUCUGUGGCUACAAGCAUGACGAAUGGAGAAGAAAAUGAAGAGGUACUAUUUUCGCAACGCGCCAAACUGAUGACGCUCAAUCCAGAAACGAAAGGUUAUGACUCGAAAGGUGUGGGAGAGCUCAAAGUUCUACGUGACAAAGAAGAUAAGUCAAACGUAAGGAUAUUGUGCCGGUCGGAUGGGAUGGGCCAUAUUCUGCUAAAUACAAAGCUGGUAAAAACUUUUAAAUAUGUUUCAGCAGAUGAAACGAAAGAGAAUUUCGUCAAGUGCCCAGUGGUUAAUUCUGACGGAAAACUUCAGACAUAUAUCGUCAGAGUCAAGCAAAAAGCGGAUGGCAGGCAGCUGUGUAAAUCUAUUGCUGAUGCGCAGAACUCUAUGUAA
This is a messenger RNA of Lachancea mirantina, 2130 nucleotides long. The record is from the annotation of a GenBank genome assembly. NCBI's taxonomy places the organism in Eukaryota, Fungi, Ascomycota, Saccharomycetes, Saccharomycetales, Saccharomycetaceae.